Molecule: messenger RNA, 1410 nt
Organism: Platichthys flesus (European flounder)
Lineage: Eukaryota; Metazoa; Chordata; Actinopteri; Pleuronectiformes; Pleuronectidae
Product: E3 ubiquitin-protein ligase TRIM47-like
Exons: 3
Coding region: 78-851 (257 amino acids)
Molecular function (GO): zinc ion binding
Source: RefSeq, a predicted model, not a curated record
CUUACUGGAGAGGAACCAGGGGACACGUCCUUAAGUCAACACGGCUGCAGCCUCAGGACACACAAGGAGAGGCCCUGAUGUCCGAGCUGUGCUGCAUCUGUCUGGACGAGUCCACCCGCCCGGCGUCCCUCCCCUGUGGACACGCCUUCUGUCUGGCCUGUGUAGGAGAAUACUGGAGGAUCAGUGGCUCCUGUCAGUGCCCCCUCUGCAAGGCCUGCUUCCCCACCAGACCCCAGCUCCAGACACACCCCCCCACACAGAGCCAGGUCGGGGCCGCACCUUUAAAAGCCGGCGAGGUUCCCUGUGACCUCUGCCCCGGGCGGCGUCCAGCCGUCAAGUCCUGCCUGGUGUGUCUGGCCUCGUACUGCGACGCCCACCUGGAGCUGCACUACCAGAGCGAGGCUCUCGGGGGCCAUCUUCUGAUCGGUGUGGUGAAGAACCUGGAGGACCCUGUGUGCAGAGUGCACGGGAAGCCGCUGGACAGGUUCUGCAGGAGCGACCGGACAUGUGUCUGUGCCAUGUGUUCCCAGACAGAACACAGGGGCCAUCACAUCCUCCCUGUGCACAGAGAGGCCGCCAAGCAGAGGGUUCAAUUAAAGCGGAUGAGGAUGAAACUGCAGCAGGUUAUUCAGGAGAGACUGAGUCAGGUGGAGAAUCUGAAGGAGACACAAAGCAAAGAGCUCGUCAAACAGCUGGAGGCAGAAAUCUGUGAUCUGCAGAGGAGACACACCGAGCUGGAGCAGCUCUCAGAGACUGAGGACGACCUCCGCUUCCUGCAGGUCCGAGUCUCAAGGUCAGAGGUCACACCCAGCUCUCGUAUUGAGAUUUCUCCUCACAUCCUAACGACCUGAGGAACCUGUGGACCACACCAGGAAGCCAGGAUUUACACAAUCUAUUCAAUUAACAUUUCACAACAUGACAGGAGGAGCGAACAGCAAGACUCACAAAUCCAGUCGCUUCAAAAACGAGUGUUUGCAGCUUCUACCGUUUUGUGAAAUGUCUGAUGCUGAUGCUGCACUGGAGAGAAACUGCUGAAUGUGCAUUUUGGAUCAAAAGUUUAUUUUGCUUUUUUAAAACUGGUUGAAAAAGUUUGACCCUAAUGAGAUAAAUGAGUGCUUCUAUAUUUAUAUUCACACAUAUGUUUUCCUCUGUUUUGUCUAAGUUGUGUUUCUGUCUCAGUCGUUGAAACAAGUUGGACCGGACGCUGCUGUAACAAUAAUUAAAAUAAAACUGAGCAACACACCCAUGCAAAUCUCUGAUAUAUUUAUUCAUCAUGAUGACGCAUCUCUUUGGAUAAAGGAACUAACCGCAAGGUGGGAACUUUGUCAGAAACGAAAGUUAACACAAAGCUGAAGGCACGCCCACACACGCACACACACGCACACACACGCAGACACACACACUAGGUGG